GCCAUCAUGUCCGCCGAAGACAACUCUCCCGUCCUCGACAAUGGCAUUGACCAGCUCGCCGAUAAGAUGGGCGGUCUCAACGCCGACGAGCGCCCGCGCACCGAAGAAGAGUAUGCCCAGGCUCAGCUCACUCUCCGCGCCAUCGUCACUUCCAAGGAAGCCGGUGUGAUCAUUGGAAAAGCUGGACAAAACGUUGCCGACCUUCGCGAUAAGACUGGCGUUCGCGCUGGUGUCAGCAAAGUCGUUCCUGGCGUGCACGACCGCGUUCUGACCGUGACUGGUGCCCUUACUGGGAUCGCCGAUGCCUACGGUCUUGUCGCCGACAGCCUCGUCAAAGGCGCACCACAAAUGGGCAUGGGAGGUGUCGUUGGCAGCCCCAACACUCACCCCAUCCGUCUCCUGAUCUCGCACAACCAGAUGGGCACUAUCAUUGGCCGUCAAGGACUCAAGAUCAAGCAGAUUCAAGACGCGUCUGGCGUGCGCAUGGUCGCUCAGAAAGAGAUGCUUCCACAAUCCACCGAGCGCAUCGUCGAGGUCCAAGGCACACCCGAAGGCAUUCAGAAGUCCGUGUGGGAGAUUGGCAAGUGCCUCAUCGACGAUGAGCAGCGCGGCUACGGCACUGUCCUCUAUAGCCCAGCCGUCCGCGUCCAAGGCGGCGCUCCUCCAGCAAUCAACGGUGCUAGCCCUGUCGGGUUUGGUGGAGGUGCUCCUCGCAGCUUCGCCCGCACUGGCAACGGUGCCGACUUCACCUCUGGUGCACCAGCUUCUUCCUACCCACCUCGCCGUAACGGCGGCUCCGACGCCGGCCCGCCUCCUGUCGUCGAGGAUGGCGAAGACAUCCAGACUCAGAACAUCAGCAUUCCAGCUGAUAUGGUCGGCUGCAUCAUCGGUCGUGGUGGCAGCAAGAUUAGUGAGAUCCGCAAGAGCUCUGGCGCACGCAUCUCCAUCGCCAAGGCUCCCCAUGAUGAGAGCGGCGAGCGCAUGUUCACCAUCACCGGCGGUCCCAGCGCGAACGAAAAGGCCCUCUACCUCCUCUACGAGAACCUCGAAGCGGAGAAGAUGCGCCGCAGCCAGAUCCCAGAGGCUCAGGCAUAGGGUGUCAACCCUUGUGGACCUUACUCCGGCAAUCACAACCGGAUUCCGCCGUCUCUUCUCGGUCAUUGAGACCGUGAUCUCACUAUCAUCCGCUUCGACAAUCAAACUGGAAAUCAAACCUCGACAUGCUUCUCUUUCUUCACUGCCGCGGUCUGGAUAUUCGACCACAUCCUCAUUCCCUCAACGCAUGUCUAAUGACCAUUAUGACUUUACGCUUCGACGACCACAUCAGUCCGAACGCCUAUUGUCGUCUCCCCAGUGUGGCUUCUUUAUUCCACUUCUGCACCUCUCACUCUUUACUCAUCACAUACGCCAACCCCACGAAAAUCCAACAUAUCUGCCGCUACC
This is a messenger RNA of Zymoseptoria tritici IPO323, 1443 nucleotides long. RefSeq lists its product as uncharacterized. The record is from RefSeq and is a predicted model, not a curated record. Gene Ontology annotation, molecular function: mRNA 3'-UTR AU-rich region binding. The transcript is spliced from 2 exons. Lineage: Eukaryota; Fungi; Ascomycota; Dothideomycetes; Mycosphaerellales; Mycosphaerellaceae. The coding region runs from base 7 to 1095 and encodes 362 amino acids. Gene Ontology annotation, cellular component: cytoplasm; nucleus. Gene Ontology annotation, biological process: 3'-UTR-mediated mRNA stabilization.